AUCUAGACAAAGAGUUUUAUUGUUUACGAAAUAUGAUCAUCAGCCUCUAGUUAAAACGAUAGCCAAAUUCACACACAAUAAUCAACUGAGGAUUGAAGAAAAUGCCUCAUUAGAGAACAGUAAUUACGACAAAAAAAUUCAGGAGCUUUUCCUUAUUUCUCUUUGCAAUAUGUUAACCAAUAAAACGUUAGGGUGGUCUUCGAAAGUGUAAGGAAUUAUUUAAUUUUUUACAAAAAUUGGGGGUAUUUUUGUAUUAUUUUGAACGUUGAAGGGGUGAGAUAUAAAACAAAAGGAAGGGACGUUGUUAUAGUCAGACGAGGAAGCAGAGCUCUAUAUUUCUUCCAUUUACCUUUUCUCAAUUCUUGACUCCAAGAAAAAAAAGGAGAAAACAAGAGAAUCAAAUUCAUCUUUUUUUACGUUAUGGCGAGUGAGACAGACGACGUCAAGUACGAAGAGAAUUUCAUAAGGAGCAGUCGAGGUUUGAAGUUGUUCACGUGCAAAUGGCUACCAACAGACUAAGAGCCAAGGGCUAUAGUUUUCUUUUGCCAUGGAUACGGCAUGGAAUGCAGCAUCACCAUGAACAGUACUGCGAGGAGGCUUGUGAAGGCUGGAUUUGGGGUAUAUGGAAUGGAUUAUGAAGGACAUGGCAAAUCCAAUGGCCUUAGCGGUUAUAUCCCAAACUUUGACCACCUCGUUGAUGAUGUCUCAACUCACUAUACAACUAUUUGCGAGAGGGAAGAGAACAAAGGGAAGAUGAGGUUUAUGUUAGGAGAGUCAAUGGGAGGAGCAGUGGUUUUGUUGCUAAGCAGGAAGAAACCUGAGUUUUGGGAUGGAGCUCUCUUGGUCGCUCCAAUGUGUAAGAUUGCAGAAGAAAUGAAGCCAAGUCCUUUUUUUAUUUCGAUAUUAACGAAGCUUAUUUCGGUUAUACCCAAAUGGAAAAUCAUUCCUACUCAAGAUAUCAUUGAUAUUUCAUAUAAAGAGCCAGAAAUCAGAAAACAGGUUAGAGAAAAUCCUUUAUGUUACAAAGGAAGACCACGCUUGAAAACUGCGUAUGAGCUCUUACGGAUCAGCAUCGACUUGGAGAAGAGACUUCAAGAGGUUUUAUUACCGUUUAUGGUAUUGCACGGAGAUGAUGAUAAAGUAACAGAUAAAGCAGUGAGCCAAGAACUAUACAGGGUUGCGGUGAGUUCGGACAAGACCUUAAAGUUGUACUCUGGGAUGUGGCACGGUUUGCUCAAUGGCGAGACACAAGAGAACAUUGAGAUUGUCUUUGCUGACGUUAUCGGAUGGUUGGAAAAAAGAACUGAACAUGGAAAUGACAGGUUUGAGUCGGAGCUUAAACAUAACAAUGAUGGUUUUCAUUUGAAGGAAUAGUCCUUUAACUUACUACAAUAGUGUUUGACUUGACACAUGAAAUUGUUGUGGUGAAGUGGUGUUUUGCAUUUUGAUUUUUUUUUGUGCUGCUAUUGUGUAUAUACAUGCAAUAAAAACUCUAUAAAUUAAUAAUGUUGAAAUUGUAAUA
This is a messenger RNA of Brassica rapa (field mustard), 1522 nucleotides long. RefSeq names its product caffeoylshikimate esterase. NCBI's taxonomy places the organism in Eukaryota, Viridiplantae, Streptophyta, Magnoliopsida, Brassicales, Brassicaceae. The record is from RefSeq and is a predicted model, not a curated record.